This is a messenger RNA of Cucurbita moschata (crookneck pumpkin), 1145 nucleotides long. RefSeq names its product protein SRC2-like. Gene Ontology annotation, biological process: defense response. The record is from RefSeq and is a predicted model, not a curated record. Bases 143 to 991 code for a protein of 282 amino acids. Lineage: Eukaryota; Viridiplantae; Streptophyta; Magnoliopsida; Cucurbitales; Cucurbitaceae. The transcript has a single exon.
UUCGAACGAUUCACUCAUAAGCUUCAAGUUUCGAUUUCAUUUCGUGUUUAGAACAUCUCUGAAUCCUGAAAAUUGCUUUUGAUUUCCUUUGAAUUCUUCUUCUUCUUCUUCUUCUUCUUCUGAUUCUUCUGAUUCUUCAUCCAUGGAGUGUAGAUCGUUAGAUAUCAACAUCAAGAAUGCCAAAGGCCUAAAGAAUGUCAAUCUCUUCUCAACGAUGGAUGUCUACGCCGUCGUUUCGAUCUCUGGUGAUCCGCGCGGGAAAUUGAAGCAGAAGACUCCCGUGGCUAAUGACGGAGGCUCGGAUCCUCACUGGAAUUUUGCUAUGAAGUUCACAAUCGAUGAGGCUGCUGCACAGAGUAAUCGGCUGAAUUUGAAGAUCAAACUCGUUUCCGAACGGAGUUUAGGUGAUAAGAAGAUCGGGAAGGUUAUUGUUCCGAUUAAGCAAUUGCUCGAUGAAUGUGCCAAAGGAGAUGAAGGAAACUCCGAGAGAACGGUCAGUUUUGGCGUUAGGACGGCUAGCGGAAAGGAAAAAGGUAACGUCGAAUUUUCGUAUAAAUUUGGGGAAAAAUACACUGUUCAGGCACCGCCGCCUCCGCCGGUGAUGAAAACCGGCGAGGCAGUAGCGGCAUAUCCCCAAGGUUAUGCUGGAUCUAGUUCUGGAUAUCCGGCUGGAGGUGCUUAUCCGCCUCCAGCAGGGAGCGCUUAUGCGUAUCCGCCUCCACCGCAAGGGAACGGAUAUCCACCUCCUCCACCGCAAGGGUACGGAUAUCCACCUGCUCCACAGGCUGGAUAUGCGUACGGCGGUUACCCGCCGCAGUCAGGAUACGGAUAUCCGCCGGUUCAACAACAACAUAAGCCGCAGAAGAGCGGUAUUGGCGGCAUGGCUUUGGGAGCCGGAGCUGGUCUGGUUGGAGGUUUGUUGAUCGGCGAUAUGAUUUCCGAUAUAGGUGAUUCGGCUGAUGCUGGUUUUGGCGAUGGCUUUGAUUUCUAAGACUCUGCUUCUUCUUCUCCUCUACUCUUCAUUUUCUUCAAGCUUAUGAUUAAGGAACCUAUUAUAAUAAAUUAGGAGUGUUUUUCUGUUAGAAAUGAUCUUCAGUUGUUUGAAUUUUCACUUUUUGUUUUGAUGAUAGCUUCCAUUUCUAAGC